Molecule: messenger RNA, 219 nt
Organism: Penicillium lagena
Lineage: Eukaryota; Fungi; Ascomycota; Eurotiomycetes; Eurotiales; Aspergillaceae
Exons: 2
Coding region: 1-219 (72 amino acids)
Source: RefSeq, a predicted model, not a curated record
AUGAGUGCGGGCCGUGUCGGCCAGGCCAUGGACCACGGCUUCGGCUUCGCCAGAGACGCCCCUGAGGUCGUCCGGCCUGUCAACGCCCGGUUCUCCAGGCGGAGUGGAGCCUCUCUCUCCCUCCCCGCGACUGACUCCGCCGCCCCGGGCGAAGAUGAGAUAAUGGGGCCUGCGAUCUGGGGGAAGGACAAGAAACGAAGGAUAGCUAUCUGGGGCUAA